GAAAAAUAAAUGCAAGUUUAUUUGCAGUGAGUUGGAGCUUGUGAGGGUGAGUAGAAAGAAGAUGGUAGACGAGAGAAUUUCAAUUUGAUUAGAACGAAAAACCCUUGUUCAACCGGUUAAUGUUUCUCGUCUUUUUACUUCCUUCACGAUUAGAAAGCAAAAGCUCAAUGCCUUUGUUUCCCUCUUGGCGUUUGCUGCAAGGGUCCAGACUGACGUAAAAUGUGUUAGCUUUCCUCUUUCCGAGGUGUGCUGAUGCGCACACUGCAUGCGAGGAUAACGCCAUCUCUGUGUUGGCAGGCUCUCUGAUUGUACGCAAAGAAUAAGAGCAGCGUGUGCGUGGUAUUAAGUAGGUUGUACAUUGUGGUCAUUGCGUCAAAUCUUCUACUGUCGAUCACGAGAGCUACUGGCUGGCGGGCUUCGUAAUUCUUGACGUCUGCUUCUUUGGGGAAAAGGUGCGCGGACUCAGGCGUUGCUGUGCCACCGGGUCUGCGCACACGAGCACAGAGCAGAGAGUCAGCUUCGUCUUCCUCCCUGAUUUCAGCUGACAGGGCAAGUCAAAAUGACGUCGGUCGCUGAUACGUUCGGCGCGCAGGUGGAUCUGGAAAUCCGGACCGCGGAGCAGCUGAUCACAGACCACCAGGAAAUGUUUUUAGACCCCAACAAUGAGAGCGUAACAAAGCGCCGCUACGAGAUGGAGUUUCUCAAUUCGGUGGGCUUCCUACGCGAUUUCAUAGAAGAAAACAGGAAAGCGGGACAUAGGGUAAGUACGUACUAGUUUAGGGUCCGUCUCCGUUUAUUUUGUGAGCAGAUCUACGUGAUGAUGUUGGAAGCAAUGAAUACGUAGGUACAGCAAAGAACAUAAUUAGAUUUUGACGACGAGUUGUACUAGUCCAACAUUUGAGGAGGCAACAUGUCACUGCUCCUUCGUCGUCAUCACGGCUCUAUUUGGCACUGUUAAGCUUCUAUCAUCUGCAGAAGUAUAAUAGAAGCAAGGUUUUGAACACUUCUCACUCCAUGGUUUGACUCUUGUUUUUUACCGUAGAAAAGGUAUGCAUGUUGCACUUUGAAUGACAUUGAUUCCAACGGGGUCGACUAGUAAUCCUUUUCAAACAGGGUCGACUAGUAAUCCUUUUCAAGGAUAACGACCGCAUACCCCGAAUGCGCAGUCUAUGUGAAAGCGCAAAAUUAUCGGAGACAAAUAACAAAGACUCCAGAUGGCACGGUAGUAGAAUUAGAUAGCUCGUUAUUUUAGAGGUGACUCCUCUGAAAAUGGAUCGUUAAGCCUUCCCAGGAUGCUCCACGAGAUAGAGACAUAGGACGUGUUCAAGUUUUUAGUUCCGUAUGCGCUGGCAUAGAUGUGUAAAGUAAUCGAUCCGAAAUUGGCUUUGAGUUGAAAAUCAUGUCGCUUGUUGUAUUAGUCGCCGAAAGCGAAAUGUCUUAGUCCCUAUCCCUCAACUAGGUCCCGUAAACCUGCUCUCACGCGUGAACGCAUUGGAGGAGCUUUUAGAAAAUGCGACAACGGUCGCUGACAACUGGGUCGAUGAAUAUGUGCGCUAUGAGAACAAGACGAGGAAGACAACAACGGCUAUGCCAAGAACUUCAAAGAAAAAAGAGGAUGGUGGGGGCACAUCGACAGGAGUUCCGUUACCUGUUAGUCCCACUGGCGAAGAGUCUCACUCUGGCGAGGCAGACGCGGAAGCAGAUGAAGGUAGUAGUUCGAGUUCCAAUGAGCACUGAUGCAUUGCGUACUUAUAUUCUUAUUCUUUGGACGCUUUUGACGAGAUGAUUCCAUCUUUCUUGUUUUACACGCAAAAGAUCCAGUUAUUAUACAACAUGCCCAUAUAGUACAUCGAUCUUCUCCGAAAAAUUUCUUCCAGAUUCAGACGAUUUGAUUGGUGCGGCAGCUAAGAUCUGCGAGGACUUAGACUCUGAAGACGAGCAAGAAUUCUUUGCGAAGAGGAAGAAAGAGCUUUUGGAUAGCACUAGUCGGGACGCAAGCAAGGAGACUGUGUCAACAAAAAAGUUCAUGAAGCCGCCACCAUUGACGCAGAAACCAAGUAUCAAAAUCAUAAAGCAGAACACAAUAGACUUGCCACAGCUGAAGGAAACUAAACUCCUUGACCUCGCAGACGAGGAGGAAAAAGUCUUCACCAACGAAAAAUUUCAGGUCGAGAGGGAGGCACCAAGUGAAAGACAGCCACAGUACUUUAUCUUAUCAAGUAGAUGAAGUGAUUAGUGUUUUUGUAUCGUGACUCUCGUAGCAGCUGGGGGAGUGGUGCGUAGUGCCCGCCUUACUCGACCUGAGUAAAUGAAGCCAUCUUGAUGAUGGCAAGAUGAUCAUGUUAACAAGAUUCCAGGUACGUACGUCCGACAUUGCAGUCAGUGACGCGGAUAUCAGACGGCAAAGUACAAUCUUUCGUGCCAUUAGGGCAAAAGCCAGAGCAACCCGUGAAGCUGCGGAGUGUACCAAAGAAAGAGGAGUCUACGGCAGCAGGUGCAGGUGGCGCCGGAGAGGCUGAGUCUGGUAGUUACGCUAGUGGAGAGCCGAGCGGCAGAGGAGGUGGUGCCAACGGCUCGUCGUCGUCCAGUAGUCCUCAGGAAAGUCAAGCUGGGAGUGACCUUGUCAAACCCGGAGUCUGCGGCUCACCCGCGACGUCCAUGGUAAGCAGUGCGCCAGGAGGCUCCUUGCCAUCAGCAUCAUCCAUGGUAGGGCAAGACCCACAAGCAGCAGCUGCCACGCCAGGCGCAGUAGAUGAAGGCGGUGUGUCUUCCAGUAGCACGAGUGGCGAGACUCGGGCAGAGGCAGACUCGCCCGGUGUGCAUCUGCCAGCGGUUCCAGCAUCACCUUCCCUGGCAGACGGCUCUGUACGCCCUAGCCCCGGAGAAGCUGUCGUGACAGCAGAGACUGGACAAGGUGCACUUUUGCCGGCUGCAGGAAAGCCACCCCCUUCAGAACAGGUAGCAGAACCGAGGUUCCUGCCGAACGAUAUGAUUGUAAUUUGUGGCCUCAAAUCAGAAAAGGCAGCCUCCUUCAACGGCCGAGAAGGCAUUAUUCUCGGAUAUGUUGCCGAGACAAAGAAAUACGAUGCGCUCAUCGACGGGAAAAGUAUUCACGUCCAACUAGAGAUGUGCCUGUCAAACUGACGUGAUUUUGUUCGAAAAUUAUGGAGGAUGAUAGGCAAAUUCCAAGUAGAGGAUCUAGGAGUACCAGCAUCUACCAUUCUCUAUACGUCUUCUUCACAAUUUUUCCGAUUUCCACAAACAGCGCGGAUCAUGGUAAAAGGCGAAAAUUUGAAAGCAAAAGGCGUUGGUGGAGGAGGAGUGGCAGAAAGCGCCAGACUAGUUUACGAGGCGUGGAUGUAUCCAUUUAUCAGGCGACCAAUAUCAACCGGUCUCACCUUUUCCCACACUCUGCGUGGAACUUUUGCGGAAGUGAACGGGUCAGUUCUCAGUCGAGCACAGGGCUACCAGAACCAAGCGCAGGGGGCGGGCAAAAAUUUUGCGCGCGCGAUCAAGGGCCUGCUAUCACUUGACAACCCGGAUGGCGUAGUGGGCGUCACGUCGAGUACCGCAACUUUUUGUUUUCGUUUUGUUGAAGGAGUUUGAGCCGUCAGUGUUAUUCUCAUGAUCUCAAUCUUUCGCCAACAUCAACUCUCUUAGUCUUUGUUGCCCCUUUCUCUCUAUGCAUCCUCUGAAAUCAGCGCCUAUUCCGCGGCACGGGCAGGGUUACUUCGUCGAGGUGGAAGUUCUGGGAGUCGGCGCAGCUGAGGAAUCCGUCGGUUGCCUAGGUCUAGGCGUUUCGUUUCUCCAACCGGAGACACAAAUAGAGAAGAUUCCGCGACGUCUGGAGAAAAUAGAGCAAGGCUGGUUUUUCUCGGGACCAUACUACGGCCAGACUCGACGGCUUUAUAAAGAUGGUACAACUAGUACAGAUCACGUGCAGCACAUGAUUUUGUUGAUUUCCCGACGUAGUUCCUCUUCCUUCAAAACGUAUUAUUUAUUACGAAUCUCGAUAGUAAGUACAACUAAGUGCUAAUCCUACCUGCAAGAGUUACAUGAAGAUUAUACAUAGGUUGAUAUUUUUUUUGGGGAAAUAUCAAGGUCAGAAAGAUAUCCGCUAUAUACUAGACGGAGAGGACUCGGCUCCAAUAAAAUGGAAAGUUGGAGAUCGAAUGAGCAUUCUCGUCCGACCGAAGGACUGCACUAAAGCGGACUGGAUUUGGACCAUAUCAAUGUAUUGCUACAACUGGCUACUUAGUUGAUAGUUUCUUAUUGUAUCGAUAGUUGAGUCGGUUAUGAACAGAUUUGAAAUUCUGAACACACGAGUACGAACCCCCGACUGUAGAAAAGUUCCCCCGAAGAAUAACACGAUGAUCAUACUAUCCACCUCGUGGUUUUAGGUAUGCUAAUCGUGACAUUGUGAUGGCGUGCCACAUGGACUUGCAUCCAUGGUUGCCAGCGGGGACUCCGAUACCCAAGGAGCUUGAAAUGUAUGCGUUUGCGGAGGCCUUUGGGUACGUGAACAAACUCCGCAUUUGCAACGAGGCGACGCCAGCCGGUCUUGAAAUACCAUUUAAACCAAAAGCGCUUAAAGAAGCCGAGCGUGGUUUGCAAGCCGCCGAGGAGGCCAGUGCAGAGGCGAAGGCAUGAAGCAGGUGGUUGUUCAGUUUUGUUUUUUUCGGAGUUUAUUCAAUAGAGUUUUUUUCUAUUCUUCAUCUAUUGUAGGAUCAUAUUUUGCUAUUUCUUUAGAAUCAAUAUAGCUUGGGAAUUUGAAUGUAGACUUCGCCUUUUGAAUAUUGUGUUUGAUUUUGGCCGCUGGUGCGGGGAACGCGAAGAUUUUAGUUUAAACGAGGACCGCCAGAGGGUCUUCGCGUUGGACGUGCGGCACACUUCUGCGGUGUACCUCGACGGAAAUCGACGACACUCCCUGCGCCAGCGAAUAUUUUUACGCCACUGUCACUCUGAGAUACACAUUUCCAUUGUUGAGACCAUGAGGUCUGUCUUUUUGGCUUUUGUUUAUUUUCGGGUAGUUUUUUCAUCGCUCGUGUUAUUUUGGAGACUUUUGACUGGGUCGAUGUAGUUUCUCAUCGGUCUUUGAUUGCAACAUCGACGGAAUGCCUUCGUGUGCGAUUCGCACGCCUGCUCUCGAUUUUUUGCCUGCGCACCCGCAUCACGCUCGCAUGACGAAAGAUUAGUUUCAGUGUGUUCCUUGUGAAUACAGUGAAAAUUGGACGCAUUAGUUUGAUCAAAUUCAAUACUAAGCUUACAACCUUCACACCUUUUUCUUAUUCAUUGCAAGUUUCGCCUAGAAUCUUCGAUGUACUAGCACGAUGUCGAUGCUCGAUCAAAAAGAUGUUUGAUGUAUAUCUAUGAUCGUUGGCGAGCAAUGUGAGAUUAUGAUUGAUCUAUCUGGGAAAUGCUCCACCACGAAAACGCAAGCGCUUCAAUGUCGCCAUGUCGAGGGCGAAUAGAUUCGCUGCCAGGCGGCCUGGAAUCGCGAAGCUUAUCCAGC
Amoebophrya sp. A25 is the source of this 5512-nucleotide messenger RNA. The record is from the annotation of a GenBank genome assembly. NCBI's taxonomy places the organism in Eukaryota, Dinophyceae, Syndiniales, Amoebophryaceae.